GUUGCCGCAACACUUGACGGCAGAUUCCAGCAGCAGUGGCUAUGGCUUCCUCGUUGAUUUGUAGCGAAACACAGAGCAGGGUGAGUUCGGUGCUAAACAGGGACGUAAAGCAGUAUGGGAAAAAGUUCAUGUUCGACUGUAAUGAAGAGACCUGUUGGAGCUCGGACCAGGGGGACUGUCAGUGGGUGUCGCUGGAGUUUCCCCAAACUGUAAAAGUCUCUGAGGUAAAACUGCAAUUCCAGGGAGGCUUCUCGGCCAAGACGUGCAGAUUAGAAGGUCGCCUCAAAGACGGAGACUUCUUAGGGCUGAGCCAGUUUUACCCAGAAGACAAUAACUGUCUUCAGAGCUUUCCCAUACAGGAGGCCCCCACCGUGGACAAAGUAAAAAUACUGUUUGAGAACAGUGCAGACUUUUUUGGGAGAAUCAUUGUUUACUCUUUGGACAUUUUGGGGGAAAGAACCUCGUGACCAUCUUUUUUAUGCUCUCAUGAGAGAGGAAAUGACCCCUGGCCAAAGUACGCGGUGGUGUGGUGACACUUGGAAAACAUGUCAUCUGCAGUGCCACCUUGUGAACUGAUGCGAACGUGGCCUUUUUUGGUAUGGCUGCGUUCAGACAUCCGCUCAGAGGUUUCACUCUUUACAUCAGUAAAACAGAGAAAUAUGCGCAUGUUGGAUAUGUCGGUGGUCAAAGGUGAUGUACAAGGUUUGCUGGGUUUCCAGAUGCACGCCGUGCCUUUUUGAAUUAAACGACCACUCGCGUCAAAAAAAAUAAAAAUUUAUUUCAACUUUUAUACAGAAUGCUGUUUCUCAAUUUUAGUCAAAAUAAUUCUGCAGCACAUAUCACGUUUUAUUCAUUCUAUCAUCAUAGUUUUUACACACAUUCUAAGUCAUAAA
Messenger RNA from Fundulus heteroclitus (mummichog), 893 nucleotides. RefSeq names its product nuclear receptor 2C2-associated protein. The transcript has 5 exons. Bases 42 to 467 code for a protein of 141 amino acids. Lineage: Eukaryota; Metazoa; Chordata; Actinopteri; Cyprinodontiformes; Fundulidae. The record is from RefSeq and is a predicted model, not a curated record.